Molecule: messenger RNA, 2170 nt
Organism: Chelmon rostratus (copperband butterflyfish)
Lineage: Eukaryota; Metazoa; Chordata; Actinopteri; Chaetodontiformes; Chaetodontidae
Gene: rela
Product: v-rel avian reticuloendotheliosis viral oncogene homolog A
Exons: 11
Coding region: 138-2033 (631 amino acids)
Biological process (GO): inflammatory response; cellular response to stress; innate immune response
Cellular component (GO): cytoplasm
Molecular function (GO): RNA polymerase II cis-regulatory region sequence-specific DNA binding; DNA-binding transcription factor activity, RNA polymerase II-specific
Source: RefSeq, a predicted model, not a curated record
UAGGUGGAGCGAAGGAGGCGGCAGAACAGCACUGUCAAGAAGUUUUCUGAGUCAACGGCGUCUUUUUUAGCUGAAAAACAAAGUCCAGAUAAACAGUGGUGUGGACGGAGAAGCGUGAGUCGGAGUCGGACGCAGCCAUGGAGAAUCUGUUUGGAUGGGGCUCAGUCAAACCAGCGAAACCCUUCGUAGAGAUCAUCGAGCAGCCAAAGCAGAGGGGGAUGAGGUUUAGGUAUAAGUGUGAGGGACGUUCAGCCGGCAGCAUCCCCGGAGAGAAGAGCAAUGACACCACUAAGACCCACCCAGCCAUCAAGGUGCACAACUACAGCGGCCCCCUGCGUGUUCGCAUCUCAUUGGUGACGAAGAACGCGCCACACAAGCCUCACCCCCACGAACUGGUUGGGAAAGACUGCAAACAUGGGUACUACGAGGCCGACCUGCAGGAGAGAAGAGUACACAGUUUUCAGAACCUGGGCAUACAGUGUGUCAAGAAGAAGGAUGUGAAUGAGGCCAUCACGUGUAGGCUGCAGACCAAUAAUAACCCCUUCAACAUUCCCGAGCCGAAGGUGUGGGAGGAGGAGUUUGACCUGAAUUCGGUUCGGCUCUGCUUCCAGGUGUCCGUCACUCUGCUCACAGGGGAGCUGUUUCCUCUGGAGCCAGUGGUGUCACAGCCCAUCUAUGACAACAGGGCCCCGAACACCGCUGAGCUGAAGAUCUGCCGAGUCAACUGCAACAUUGGAAGCUGCAAAGGAGGAGAUGAAAUCUUUCUGCUGUGUGACAAAGUGCAAAAAGAGGACAUCGAGGUGCGUUUCUUCCAGGACUCCUGGGAGGGGAAGGGCAGCUUCUCUCAGGCCGACGUCCACAGACAGGUGGCCAUUGUGUUCCGCACGCCGCCGUACCGCGACACCAACCUCUCUAAGCCCAUUAGAGUCAAGAUGCAGCUCCGCCGGCCCUCUGACCGCGAGGUCAGCGAGCCGAUGGACUUCCAGUACAUGCCCUCUGACCCAGAUGAAUAUAGGCUGAGUGAGAAGAGAAAGCGUACAGGGGACAUGUUCCAGAGCCUGAAGCUGGGGCCCAUGCUGUCUAACGUAACUAUUCCACCAGACAGACGCCACAUAAGCCCAGCAAGGAGAACAGUCACAGCCAAGCCUCCGUCAAUGAGCACACAAGCCGCGGCUGUGGUGCCCCCUGCUGCCAGUGGAGCGAAACACCAGCCCUCAUACUCAUACAAUCAGCCAGGACAGCUCUUCUCAGUCCAGCCCAAGGUCGAGCCCUCGCCCUCCAUCUCUGCCGAAACCACAAGCCAAACAUGGAGGAUCAUGGAGAGCCUCAACCUGGGCCCCCAGCCCAAAGCCACUCCAGUGCCCAGCUUCACAAUGAGCCAGGUACCAGCCUCGUCCUCCUCCUCUACCACCACUUCCACCGUCACCCAGGACUACUCGACCGUCAACAUGUCAGACCUUCAUGAAUUCUUCCCCAACAUUUCCUCGGCCAUCGGCCAGGAGCCAGCAGCCUCUCAGGGAAGCACGGUCUCCUCGCACCCGAGCAGCUCCUUUUCCCUCCAGGCCUCUCAGUUCCGAGUGGAUGCGCCACUUGUGGAUGAUGAUAUCCCAGAGUUCCCUAGCUUUUCCGAAGCCCAGGCCCCAGGCACCCUGGACAACCUAAACAUGGAUGACUUCGAGGACCUUCUGAACCCCACCCUCAUGAACGAGAGUGGGAAUUGCACCUCAAUGUUGGCUCAAGCUUCAUGCCAACAAGCUGCCCCCCCCAGCUCUUCUACUGCCGCCCAGAACAGCGAGGCGUCGCACAACACUUCUGACCCCAGCAACAACCCGGGAAGCACCUGGAUGAAUUACCCCAACAGCAUCGUCAACUUGCUCCAGAACGAGGGCAUGAUUGACAUCGCACCCAACAACAACCACCGGCCCCCCGUGCUGGAUGAGCUCGAUGAGCUGAUGUCUGCUGACGAGGAUCGUCUUAUUUCCAUUUUUAACAGUGGAAGCCAAGCUAGGUUUGUGUCAGGACACCCAACUUAAAGUUUGCCCAUAUUGUGUUUUGUUAUGGACAUUUUUACAAAGACCACUUGUGUCUGGCCCUUUAGCCUUCAGAACUAAACCCCCUUUGUUGUCACUAAAGACAAAAAAAGAGAGAGAAGGUGGGCAUGAAGGGCUGU